Populus trichocarpa (black cottonwood) is the source of this 1063-nucleotide messenger RNA. RefSeq names its product protein FATTY ACID EXPORT 1, chloroplastic. Gene Ontology annotation, cellular component: membrane. NCBI's taxonomy places the organism in Eukaryota, Viridiplantae, Streptophyta, Magnoliopsida, Malpighiales, Salicaceae. The coding region runs from base 129 to 782 and encodes 217 amino acids. The record is from RefSeq and is a predicted model, not a curated record. The transcript is spliced from 6 exons.
AACCGAAAGUCUUAACACUUUGGUCACAGAAAACAAAGGUGGGGGUGGUGACUGGUGACCACCUUCCAUUUACAGCUUCAAACAUCUCAAUUUCCUCUUCAUCUCAUCAGUCUCACGUCAAUCCCACCAUGGCAACAACAUCAACAACAGCAACCUGUCAGCUUUCAUGUUUCUCUUCUCUCAACCGCAGAUUAAAUCAUCUACACCGUCGAUCCAUUCUCUCUCUUCCGCAGUCUCCUCGCUACAAGUCAUGGGUGGUUGUGAGUAACGAAGGACAUAAUAAUGGAGCACACUCUUUGACUUCAAAUAUCAAAACAAGUAGUACCGAUCAUAACUAUACAGCUCCUGAGGAAGAUAAGGGAAUCAGUGAUCCAGUAAAGGGAGUAUAUGGGUCAGCGAAAAUUCAUGACUUUUGUUUUGGGAUUCCUUUUGGUGGGAUUGUUUUAAGUGGGGGGCUCAUUGGUUUUGUGUUCUCAAAAAAUGCUGUAUCUUUAGGUACUGGUGUGUUGUAUGGAGGUGCUUUGCUAGCACUCAGUACCUUCAGUUUGAAGAUUUGGAGGCAAGGGAAAUCAAGCUUUCCAUUUGUACUUGGACAAGCUGUACUCGCAGCAGCCCUUUGCUGGAACAACUUUCGGGCUUACUCAUUGACAAAGAAGCUAAUUCCAACAGGAUUUUUUGCCGUCAUUAGUGCUGCAAUGCUGUGCUUUUAUUCAUAUGUAAUGAUAUCUGGAGGAAACCCACCACCAAAGAAGUUGCAGUCAUCUGCUAGUGUCAGUUCAUAACAAAAAACUGAAAAGAUCAGGAAAGGGUGAGGGAUAGUUUUUUAUAAAAGGGCCAUUUAUUUAAUGUGUACUACAAGUUGAUCUAGCAUGCAUUUUCUCGUAUAAGGCAGUGUUGCUUAGGUCACAAGUCUGCGAGUAACAAUUUCUUAAUAGCAAUAAUGUUUCAUUGGACAGAAUAAGUUAGUCAGUUUAUGAAUAUUGGAAUGGGACUCCAAAUUAUGUUGUAAAAAGAUGAGAUUUUAUCACCUUGCUAUGCAUUUCCAUAUUUCAAGAUGCCCAAA